This is a messenger RNA of Lepisosteus oculatus (spotted gar), 2230 nucleotides long. It is a transcript of the gene nkx2.3, whose product is annotated as NK2 homeobox 3. Gene Ontology annotation, molecular function: RNA polymerase II cis-regulatory region sequence-specific DNA binding; DNA-binding transcription factor activity, RNA polymerase II-specific. Gene Ontology annotation, cellular component: nucleus. Lineage: Eukaryota; Metazoa; Chordata; Actinopteri; Semionotiformes; Lepisosteidae. The record is from RefSeq and is a predicted model, not a curated record. Gene Ontology annotation, biological process: cell differentiation; regulation of transcription by RNA polymerase II.
GCGCAGUGACAUCACCGCUCACGCGGAGAGCUUUGCCUCUCUGUGCCCCCAGUCUCAAAAACAGACUCCAGCUGCAGGCAUUGGCUGUCACAAGAAGCACGCCAGUCCUCCUCUGAAUGCAUGGAAGCGAGCUAAGCAGUCGACAAGAGCAGUCGAAGAGUAUCUUUUCUCUAAAAAGAAGAAUGGAUACAUUGGCAGCCCUCGUAUGAAAUUUCCUAAAGGGGUUCUUCUUCGUAACUCCUCACCAGCGGGGUUAAUUUCCUUGAUGUGAUUGCGCAGGAUUUUGAGAAUGCUUCCAAGCCCAGUCACUUCUACACCUUUCUCUGUCAAAGACAUACUAAACCUGGAGCAACAGUCUCAGCAGCACCAAGCCCUGCACCUAGAACACCCCCAUGCGCACUUGCACCAGGAGGUUCAGCCGCCGCCGCACUUCCAGUCGCCGUCCUGCAUGCUGGCUGCCGGGGAGAGCCCCAGCUUCUCGGACGGCGAGGAGAAAAUGUCCUUCCUGAACUCGCUGUCGGUACGGGACAGCCACGGGGAGGCCAGCAUCUCUCCGGAGCUGUACGUUCAGGCGGCGCUAGGACACUCGGCGGACACCAAACUGGAGGGCGACCUGGAGGAGCAGGAGACCAAAAGCUGCAGUAUCACAAAGUCUCAGGAAUGCGACGACAGCCGACACUCGGACUCGGAGCGGCCGCAGAAGCAGAGGACGAGGCGGAAACCGCGAGUUCUCUUCUCGCAGGCCCAGGUGUUCGAGCUGGAGAGGCGGUUCAAACAGCAGAGAUACCUCUCGGCGCCGGAGAGGGAACACUUAGCCAGCACUCUGAAACUCACCUCCACGCAGGUCAAAAUCUGGUUCCAGAACCGGCGGUAUAAAUGUAAACGGCAGCGCCAGGACAAAUCGCUGGAAAUGGCAGGUCACCACCACCCGCCGCCGCCCAGACGUGUGGCGGUGCCCGUGCUGGUCCGGGAUGGCAAGCCCUGUUUAGGAGGAUCGCAGAACUACAACGCGCCGUACACGGUGGGGGCGAACCCUUACACUUAUAACGGCUACCCUGCUUAUACCUACAGCAAUCCUGCGUAUAACUCCAGUUACAGCUGUACAUAUUCCAGCAUCCCUGCUCUCCCUCCUACCACGACUGCCAACGCGUUUAUGAACAUGAACCUCGGUAAUAUUGCCAGCCUCAGCAGUUCAUCCCAGCCUCAGACGCACCAGGGAACCGCGGUCUCGCCGUGCCAAGGAACACUGCAGGGCAUCCGAGCUUGGUAGCGAAACCCUGCAGCAGGACGUCAGAGCCAUUACGCGUUUUGCUGGUGUCGUUGUUCACUUGUGAUGGAAAUAACACAUUUACCAAGAAAAACAAAACUUCGUUGUCGAAGUGGGGAUCUAAAUAAAAAAAAAAUGACAGUAGUGUUACAGUACUGCAGUUAUCUCCGAGACAGCAAGGAAUGUUCACGUUUUCCUAUAUCUUAACACUAGAACGCUGCCCAAUGUACAAUUCCCAUAAUGUAUUACUUUUUAGCCAUUAAAAUGAACUAUUUUUUUGUUAUUCUCGAGUAAAGUUACCACUGGAGCCUAAACGAUUCCUGUACGAAAACAGUAUUAACUGCACUACUUAUAUGCUUUGGUAGCCAAGUUGAACUCACGUCGGAUUUCUGUAAACUGAACAAGACCCUCGCGACCCCUGCGAUGAGAGGUCAUUAAAACACGAGAAACCAGUGUGCCGAAAAACGGAUUACGUCCCAGGAAAUUCAGAUACCUCUUCGUUUUCCGGAGAAAUCCCAGAUGUUUGUUUCCACUGGACGCAAAAUUAUCCUUUCUGAGGACUUAAGGCCACUUGUCACGAACACUCGUUUUCAAAACUAUGUUUUUGAUAUAUUUGGCAUGAGAAAAUAUAACCCUUAAAAGAUGUCUGCUCUCACCGAUAUUUAACAGGUUGUUAUUCCUCCCAAUAACUAUGGUAUGGAGUGUACCACUGAACUGUGAGUUUGCUAGUUUGUGGUUCCUUAACGCAUAAUCUCAACGAAAAUUUCUAAAUCCAAUAUGAAGACCAAUUGUAUUGGAUCUGUACAUAGCAUGUUCGAAUGUAUUUGCUCAUGGUAAGAAGGAACUCCCAAGUUUGUAUAAAACGCCCUGCUUUUAAAAGAAUGGAAUCUAAUAAAUUUUUGAGGUGCAAUGUUUUACUUAUGUGAAGCUGCCAUAUCUUUAUUAAAGUAUGUUUUUGAUGAA